ACACUUAAAAAUGCAAUCGUUGUCAGUCCAAUGUGUCAAUAUUCAGCCGUUGAUGGUUUUCCCACACCUUAUCAUUUGGCUCAUUUGGGUUCAUUUGCUAUACACGGAGCAGGAACGAUUAUGAUGGAAGCUUCUGGCGUUACGCCUCAAGGCAGAAUCACACCGGAAGAUUUGGGUAUCUAUAAGGAUGAACAUAUCCCUGCUCAUGCUUCUUUGGUUUCUGCAUUGAGAUCAUUCACCAAAGAUUUGACAGUGGGUGUUCAAAUUGCUCAUGCAGGUAGAAAAGCAAGUACUUGGUCACCUUUCUAUGAAGGACCAAAGAAGAACCCAAAUUACGUAACUGCCGAAGAAGGUGGAUGGCCUGAAGAAGUUGUCGGUCCUUCAGCAUUGGCUUAUGAUGAAGGCCAUAUUGUCGCCAAAGAAUUGACAACGGAAGAAGUACAAGAGAUCGAAACAAAAUUCGUUGAGGCAGCAGAUCGUGCAUACAAAGCUGGUUAUGACUUUGUCGAACUUCAUGGUGCUCAUGGAUACUUGUUGCACUCCUUCUUAUCCCCACUUUCGAACAAGAGAAAAGAUCAAUACGGUGGCUCAGUUGAAAACCGUGCAAGAUUGAUCACCAAUAUCGUCGAAAAGAUCAACAAACAACAUCCCGAUUUGAGCGUUUGGGUUCGUGUUUCCGGAUCUGAUUUCGCUGAUCAUUUAAAGGAAAAAGGUGAAGAUCCAUGGACGAUUGAAGGAACGAAGGAAUUCGCAAAAUUGCUCUCUAAACUCAAUGUUGACGUUUUGGAUAUCAGUGGUGGUGGUUUGGUAGGCGCACAACAAGUUAAAGCAGCACCUGGCUAUCAAUUACCAUUUGCAAAAGCAGUUUCUCAACUUAAAUUAAGUCAUCCUUUGGUUGGUACUGUUGGAAGAAUGGAAUCCGGUGAACAUGCCGGUUAUUUGGCCGAACAAGCUUUGCACGAAUCUGAUGCAAGUUUGGUUUUGAUUGCACGUGGAUUCUUAACAAAGCCAAAUUGGGUUGAAGAAUCAGCUGAGAAGCUUGUUGGAGAAGUGACGGCAACUAACCCACAAUAUCAUAGAGCUUUACCGGUCAAAGAA
This is a messenger RNA of Meira miltonrushii, 1098 nucleotides long. RefSeq names its product FMN-linked oxidoreductase. The transcript has a single exon. Gene Ontology annotation, cellular component: intracellular anatomical structure. Lineage: Eukaryota; Fungi; Basidiomycota; Exobasidiomycetes; Exobasidiales; Brachybasidiaceae. The record is from RefSeq and is a predicted model, not a curated record. The annotation marks the transcript as partial. Gene Ontology annotation, molecular function: NADP binding; NADPH dehydrogenase activity; FMN binding.